AUGACAAGUCAAAAUAGGAAUUAUAAGACAUGGACAAACAAUGAAGAAGCAAAGCUAGUUAAGGAGUUAGUGAAUAUGACAAAUGUUGGAGGAUUUAAAGCGGAUAAUGGUUUUAAGUCGGGUUACUUGCAACAUCUUGAGCAAGCAUUAAAACAAUCACUUCCGAACUCGGGUAUUUUAGGUACGCCACAUAUUGAGUCAAAGAUAAAAAUCAUGAAGAGAGAUUGGCAAUGUGUCAACGAUAUGGUAAACGGUUCAAACACAAGUGAGUUUGGUUAUGAUUCUGAAAAACAUUGUGUUACUCCUGAGGAUCUGGUUUGGGAGGCGUACCUACCGGUACAUCAUGUUAUGACAUUUGUAUUUUUAUAG
Messenger RNA from Lactuca saligna, 369 nucleotides. The record is from the annotation of a GenBank genome assembly. NCBI's taxonomy places the organism in Eukaryota, Viridiplantae, Streptophyta, Magnoliopsida, Asterales, Asteraceae.